Molecule: messenger RNA, 2183 nt
Organism: Tachysurus vachellii
Lineage: Eukaryota; Metazoa; Chordata; Actinopteri; Siluriformes; Bagridae
Exons: 2
Coding region: 23-2113 (696 amino acids)
Source: RefSeq, a predicted model, not a curated record
GCUUCAGAACUUGAUUAAAAAAAUGAGGUUAAUAGGGGAUUCUGUAAAAAGGCUGGGAGACACAUCCUUAGAAGAAACUGGUGACUACUUUGGCUCACACUCCCAGCUGCUGGCAGGAAAGAUGGGGGUAAAGAGAGAUGUGGAAUUGCGUUUGAAACAGGUAUUGGCUUGUGUGGAAUCAUAUGCCUUGAGAAAGCUGGAUUCAGAAGACAGUGCGCUGCACAGUGAGGACAGUGGCAUUGGGGUGGAGAAUGAGUUCCACAAUGGUCCGGUGAAAUGUUGCAGCCACCAGGAGAGAUCUGGAUCAGGAGCUAGCACUCAGUCAUCAUAUGGUUUUCCUGAAGGUAAUUUAUCAUGUCAGGCCUGUGUUAAUGUGGAUGAGGAUGACGAUGUUGACAAAGUUAUUGACGCUGAAAAUACCAAUAAUGAUGAAGAGCCAAAAUAUGAACAAAGUGAUUUGACAGACCAAAAGAUGUUUAGUUGGUCCCAGGAAGACCCUAGUCAGUAUCCACUCCAAGUCAAGCAGCAGAUCAACAAGAAAUCAAAUAAUAGGACCUUUGAAUGGAGUAAACAAAAAGACCGAAACAUCAGACGACCCAAAACUGCAGAUGAUAUAUCUGUAUCUUGUCAAAGUAAACAGACAUCUAUUCAUUUGUGGGGUGCACAGCGAUCACAAUCAGCAGAUUGCUUAUGUAGAACAGUGAAAUAUGACACAGUACAAGGAAAGAACAGAUUUCCAAAUGAUAACCAGAAACCUGAAUGGACUACCAAAAGAAAAAAUCCAUCACAAUUCUAUUGUUUCCAAAAUGGAAACAAUGACCAAUUUAAGCUAGGGCUAACACCUAGCUUGACUGCAUUUGCACCUGUACCCCCUGGCAAAAAUGCUGUCAAACGGCUCAUUAAUACAUUUAGUCAUGGGGCUUGUGACAAUUCUAACCAAAAGCCACUUAUUGGGACCUCAAGGUUUAGAGGAAAGAAAAAGAGCUUUUUGCCUGUGCUAACCAAUUGCAGGGUGGGUGUUUCCUCCAUUGUCAACAAAAAUACCAACAGUCAUCCACUUGAUGUAGAUGUGAACAGCUUUCCACCUCCUCCUGAAUUACUGAUGGACUCCUUUGAAAAAAAUGAAGGUCAUACUAGUGAUGAAUAUGGCAAUGAAACCCAAAAUUCAAGGUGUUAUGUUUCUCAGAGUCCAGGAGCAACAAUGAAGACAGUAGCUUUUCUCCUCAGUCGGGAUAGUAUAUCAAGGGACACCCUAAAUAUUUUAGAGUCAUGUCCUAAUGGACAGGAUACUAAUGAUGAUAGCCAUCUAGAGCGAGACUGUGACCAGACAAAUGAGGAUGAAGACAAAGAAAAAAAUGAAGCAAUUGUUCUUUUCCAGCACUCUCAAACAAUCAAUCAGAUGUGUCAUUCUACUGACAUUUUAGCAAACUUGGGCCCAGGGGAUUGGGAUAAUAAAAUGUCUUUACCUGAUGGGGUGGGAGAAAUAGUAGGAAUGGGAAACAGGGACUCAGAUGAGAGAGAAGCAUCAAACGUUUAUUCUAGCAGCUACCCUCAAACAACUCUACCAGUCUCCAGAGCACAACUACCACCCUCAAGUUAUUCUACAUGUUACAGAGUUCCAAGUCCUACUCCUGUCAAUUGUCAGGGGGAGACAUCCAGAGCUUCAUUUACUUCCCAAAUCAAGAGACGGACCUCAAGAGACAGCAAUGACGAAAAUGGCUUCAUAACUGCCUCUAGUUCAAAGUCAUUUUAUGAUGCUCGCUCUGUGUUUUGUCACAAGAACCAAUCAGCCUCCCAGUGUGUCAAGCCAUCCUGUAGAUCUACAUUACCAAGACCAUGGGGAGAGUCAAAGAUCUCAAGAGAGAGACUACAAGCUACUUGCCCACCACAGACCUUCAGAAGGAGCAUACUUUUCAGGCCCACUCUUACUGACCACCAACUCUUGCUAUCUAGUGUCACAGAUCCCCACUACCAGGACAGUGAAUCUACCACUUUAAACAACGGGAGGAAAGGAUAUUUAGGUGAAAUCGCCCAGUGCUCAGAAAUCCCACUAAGCUGCUCAGUGUCUGGUUCGCAGGAGGCCGAGCACAAGAUUACAGAUAAAAGGGAUUAAAGCUUUUCUCUUUUUUACCAUUCUAAUUGUAAUUCCAGCUAAUUCUGAGAAGGGACAAUGAAAAAUAUUU